Molecule: messenger RNA, 1425 nt
Organism: Rodentolepis nana
Lineage: Eukaryota; Metazoa; Platyhelminthes; Cestoda; Cyclophyllidea; Hymenolepididae
Source: the annotation of a GenBank genome assembly
AUGUACGAGAAAACUCUAACAAGUCCAAGCACAUCACCAACAGGUGCCAUAUCUCGGACCCAAGAUGGGUCCAGAUCAACUUGGUCUCGAACAAGGCAACAUCCAGCUCUUAAUGAUGCCGCCUCAGCAGCCUAUCGACGUGAUUUAGCUGCUAUGGAAGGUCGACAAGCUCGUUUGACCAUCAGUUUGAUCCUUGCAUCUCGUCAACCCUCCGCUCGUAUUGACCACUUCUUACGCAUUUGUGAUCGCCAUAUACAUUCCGCCCUUAGUCUUUUCACGGUUUCUCGUGAGGUAAUGGCUGAAGCGAUAGGACAUCGUCUACACACAUCCUCUAAUGCAUUUACUAUCGAUGAGCCCGUUUUAUUGAUGAACGCUGUAGCGAAUAUCGCCACUUCAGCUGCCAGUCCCACUCCCACAAGGGGUCAGGAUUCAUCUAUUAUGCUUCCAAUCAAUUUUGAGACUUCCCCUCUACCUUCCAGUAGUAUACAAGAGCGUACCGCAUUGGUUACAACAUCAUUCCAUUUGGCCCUCUGUGUAGCUGUUCGGACAUUAUGGCCGAAACAUCAUUUUCGUCGACAGGAGUUCCUCGGUUGGAUGGUAUCCACGGGUAUCCUUGCAGGACCGUUUGCGCUAAAACACCUAGUGCAGUCGUGGAGUUCGUAUGUUUCUACUAUAGAGGGUAUAACGAUGCUGGCACCAACAAUGCUUAAUUGUCUGAGUUAUCUCCAAAACGUGGGUACUGUGACAAGUGGAAGUGGCUUGAACACUAGUGGAAGAACUGGUGGUCGAAGUGGUGUUGGACGUGAUGGGAGUUUGGAUCCCAUGUGUCCGAGCUCACCAAGAGUCUACAGCUUUCAUUCCUUCUCCCUUACAAAUCUGGAUCAAAUUCGUGCUGCUGUCAGGGCCAUGAUUGUUCAGGACAAUCAUCCAAUCGCUCAAGAUGUCCUAUGGUCAUGCCAACUUGCUCAUCGUCUAGGACUUACCAAGCUGUCAGAUUUCCUUAAGGUGGUUAUCUCCAAUGUCCACUGUCCAGCAGUCUUGACGGAGAUUCUUCACAGGUGUCGAGCACCACUUCCUUAUGGACUUCGACCACAUUUUCCUCUUCAUCCGCAAAUGAAUCACCCUUUCUUCUGCAACAGCUACAAACAGCGUCUCUCUGUUGAUGUUCCUCCCUUGAAAGCUCUACUGGAUGCCACAAUAAACGCCUAUAUCAUGACAACUCAUUCCCGACUAGCAAGCAUUUCACCACGACAAUACGGCGAUUUUGUAGAUUUUCUUGCACGAGCUCACGAGGUCUUUAGUCUGCUCAAACCCGACGGUCUUAGACAAUUCCAUCAGCUUGUCACCUCUUUGUGUCAUUCCUACCGUGGCAAGAGAAAACUUGUCACUCUUUUGAAUGAACGAUUCCAUUCUCAGCUUAGCUAA